AUGGCCAAUAAUAUUGAUAAAUAUGGUGUUUUAUUUAUAGCUGAACCGGACUAUUCCUCUCCUUACUACCAACAAGUUUUGGAUAAUUUUGAUUGUAAAUUUUUUAACUUUGAAGAGAGUAAAGUUAGUAGAACCAAUGCUAAUUAUAAUACCGACACUAACACUAAUGGUGGAAAGAUAGUUUCUUUUAUCGAAUUUAUUAAAAAAAAUUUCAAGCACAAUGUAAACCCUUUAAUAGCUAUUUACUGUGGGUACCAAGCCUUUUACCCCAUUAAUAAGUUACCCAAUGAACUAUUAAUUAAAGAUGAAGAUGUUAAUAGCACUCCCAAUAUUCUAGCGGACCUAAAACUUUUAGUGUUUUGUUCUAAAGGUGUAAACUCUGUUGAUACAGAGUGGAUUAAAACACAUAGACCCGAUUUAAAAAUAGUAAACUUUGAUCACGAUGCAAUUGCUAACGAUGUUGCCGAUUGUUGUUUAUGGCAUGUUCUAGAGAGUUUUAGAAAAUUUAGUUACCAACAAUCCAUACUUUUACAGGGGUUUGAUACGAUUGAAACAAGGUCAAUAGUAAGAGAUGGCUAUACUACCGCUAACAACAUUGACACAAAAAAUUUUGCAUUCGGUCAUGAGCUACCACAAGGUAUUAAAAUUGAAUCUCCGUCCGGUAAAAAAGUUUUGGUCCUAGGUUUCGGUAGAAUUGGUAAAAAAGUUUGUCAAAAAUUGAAGUUUGGACUGGAUAUGAAAGUGUUUUAUUCUACUAGAAGUAAUAAAAAAUACGAUCAAUUACCGUACGAAUGCUAUCCUUGGGAAAAUAUCCUGGAGCCUGAUGAAAGUUUGAACCAAUUUAAUUGCAUUGUUAUUUGUUUACCAGGGACAUCAACAACCAAGAAUUUAAUUAACAACAAGUUUUUACAAAAAUUUAAAGAUUUAUCCAAAUUAUCAAUUAUUAAUUUAGGUCGUGGGUUUAUUGUUGAUUUCCCAGGUAUUACUUUUCAAGAUGGAGCUACACUUAUUAGCAAGCUAAGAAGUUUUGGCACUGAUGUUUAUUAUGAUGAACCCAAUACUGAACGUGAAAUAUGCUUUAAGAAUAAAGAAAACGAUAAUAGUAUGGAUAAAAAUAGUUUGUUAUUAUCGCAUGGUAGUUUUACCCCGCAUAUUGCAAGUAGUACCGAUACAGUUUACCAAUAUAGUAGUGAACAUUCUUUAAAGGAAAUAUUAUCUUUGAUGCCAUAG
Molecule: messenger RNA, 1230 nt
Organism: Saccharomycodes ludwigii
Lineage: Eukaryota; Fungi; Ascomycota; Saccharomycetes; Saccharomycodales; Saccharomycodaceae
Product: putative hydroxyacid dehydrogenase
Exons: 1
Coding region: 1-1230 (409 amino acids)
Cellular component (GO): cytosol
Molecular function (GO): hydroxypyruvate reductase [NAD(P)H] activity; glyoxylate reductase (NADPH) activity; NAD binding
Source: RefSeq, a predicted model, not a curated record